Molecule: messenger RNA, 816 nt
Organism: Solanum tuberosum (potato)
Lineage: Eukaryota; Viridiplantae; Streptophyta; Magnoliopsida; Solanales; Solanaceae
Exons: 1
Coding region: 1-816 (271 amino acids)
Source: RefSeq, a predicted model, not a curated record
AUGUUUGGCCCUAUUAAUGAUGUACUUGAUGCUAUUGCUGUUAACACAUGUUUUGAAGAAAAGUGCAGAGCAAAGGGAUGUUUAAAAGCAUGUUUAACAUUUGAGAUUGUCUUCAUGUUGCAUUUCAUGUGCACUAUUUUAGCAAUCACAAAUGAGCUUAAUACAACUUUUCAAAGGAAGGAACAAGACAUUGCAAAUGCCAUGAUACUUGUUGGAGUAUCAAAAAAUCGACUGCAAGUAUUGAGGGAUAACGGUUGGAAUUCUCUUAUUGAUGAAGUGUCAAAAUUUUGUACCAAAUAUGAUCUAUUGACACCUAAUUUUGAUGAGCUUUAUGUUAUUCUUGGAAGAUCACGCUGGAGAAUUGCAAAAUACACUAUUUUACAUCACUAUCGUGUUGAAGUAUUUUAUAAAAUUAUUGAUUGGCAACUUCAAGAACUCAAUAAUCGCUUUGAUGAGGUGACUAUCGAUUUGUUUCUUGGAAUCGCUUGUUUGAAUCUAGUUGAAUCAUUUUCAAGCUUUGAGAUGGAAAAGAUAUUGAAAUUGGCCGAGUUAUAUCCUGAUGAUUUUGAUAAACAUUCUAUGGUUGAUCUUCAUUCUCAGCUUGAGAAUUAUAUAAUUGAUGUUCGGGAUCAUGAUAAAAGGUUUUCCAAUCUUAAGGGACUCAGUUAUUUUUCCAAGAAACUAGUUGAGGCAAAAAAGCAUAGAACUUAUCCUCUUUUGUUUCGACUAGUGAAAUUUGCUUUACUAUUGCCAGUUACCACUGCUACAGUUGAAAAAACCUUAUCUGCGAUGAAAUUAAUUAAGUCUGACUUAUGA